CAUGGCUUAUCCAGAGCAAUUUGAUUGGCUGAAAGAAAGCGUCAAUUUCUGGCCAGGUUUGCCAGGGUUUUCCAGCAUGUUUGGGAAGAAGAAGAAACGGCUGGAGAUCUCCGCUCCGUCAAACUUUGAGCACCGGGUCCACACAGGCUUCGACCCGCGGGAGCAGAAGUUCACAGGACUUCCACAGCAAUGGCAGAGCCUCCUGGCAGACACUGCCAACAGACCUAAACCAAUGGUGGACCCUUCCUACAUCACCCCCAUCCAGCUGGCACCAAUGAAGAUAUCUCCCAAGAAAGUCCGGUCAUCCGAAACGCCGUUGCCCAAAACGAUCGUUCGAGGGAACAGGCCGCCCAAAGAUGCAUCCAUAAAUGGCCUGCUUGAGGAGUUUGACAACAUCUCAGUGACACGCUCCAACUCCUUGCGUAAAGAAAGCCCACCAGGCCCCCACCAAGCAGGAACCAGCUCCAAACCCUCCAUCAGUGGUCAUACAAAUGCCCCGGAGGAGAAUGGAUUCAACCACUACUACUCCCGCUACUCCUGUGACCUCGACACCUCCAGCAGAGACUUCUCACUUGAUCCCAGCAGGCCCAACUUCUCCAUAGAUGGGGAAUGGGCAGUUGGGAGGCACUAUCGGUUCACUAAGCAGAAUGGUCACUCCCACCCCAUACGUAGCCCCUUCUACCCUGAUGCCAUGCCCCAAAAAUCAGACUAUGGCAAGCUUCCCCCAGAUUACCACACCUACUUAGAGAGCAAGGGGCGCUCAGCAGACGAGGUGGCCUCCACAGUGGGAAGCGGGGUGGGCUCCAGUGGCUACUACAGGGCAUCAGUGGGUGGCUCAUCCAGUCAGGACUACAGGGACACUUCAGUAGGAACACCAUCUCGAGCCUCGCUACACAGCGAGCAGAUCAACUACCCAGACAGUGAGUGGAGCUACGGUGGCCUGCGGGACGAAUAUGACAAGCGCCCUAAAAGUUCCUAUGUGACGCAGACCAGUCCCACGCCGGCUAUCAGGCAGAGAUCUCGGUCAGGGUCCGGACUGCAGGAGCCAAAUGUUCCUUAUGCAGCCAGUGGGGCAUUUAAGAAUCCGCCACAGGCUCACCCGUACAGCUCUUACACCUACCCCCGGCUCUCGGAGAGUCUUGGCAACUCACAGACCUUAACCAAGGGUGACUAUGAGCGUCCGUUACGUGAUGGCAGCCCUCAGGUUACAGGCGGUGAUACCUACCCCAGAGGGCCUCUUAAGCAGCCUCCAAGCCACCCAAAGCCACCUGGUUACCCUCCAGCACACCUGCCCUACCCUCCUGUAUUUCACCAUUAUAAACCCUCACCAUAUCACCACCCACCCUCCCAGCCCAGCCCACCGUACACCCCUCAGGGGGCCUAUUCCCAGCCUUCAUCACCCUACAUCCCUCCUGGGGCUUACCCGCCUCCUUCCUGGGGGUCAAGCUCUGACACUCAACCCUCCAGAGUCUCCCAUGAGCAGUUCAGAGCCGCACUUCAACUGGUUGUCAACCCAGGUGACCCUCGGGAGUAUCUGGACAGCUUUAUUAAAAUCGGUGAGGGCUCCACAGGUAUCGUGUGCAUUGCCAGCGAGAAACACAGUGGCAAGCAGGUGGCUGUGAAGAAGAUGGACCUUAGGAAACAGCAGAGGAGAGAGCUGCUCUUUAAUGAGGUGGUGAUCAUGAGGGACUACCAUCAUGAGAAUGUGGUUGACAUGUACAACAGCUACCUGGUGGGAGAUGAGCUGUGGGUGGUCAUGGAGUUUCUUGAGGGCGGGGCUCUCACAGACAUCGUGACUCACACCAGGAUGAAUGAGGAACAGAUCGCUACAGUGUGUCUGUCAGUGCUGAGGGCUCUGUCCUACCUGCACACGCAGGGCGUCAUCCACCGCGACAUCAAGAGCGACUCCAUCCUGCUGACCAGUGAUGGCAAGAUCAAGCUUUCAGACUUCGGCUUUUGUGCCCAAGUUUCCAAAGAGGUGCCCAAGAGAAAGUCCCUUGUGGGGACGCCCUAUUGGAUGGCACCAGAGGUCAUUUCUAGACUACCUUAUGGGACCGAGGUGGAUAUUUGGUCUUUAGGCAUCAUGGUGAUCGAGAUGGUGGAUGGAGAGCCCCCAUACUUUAAUGAACCCCCUCUGCAGGCCAUGAGGAGGAUACGAGACAACCUGCCACCGCGGCUAAAAGAGUCACACAAGGUGUCAUCAGUGCUGCGCUCCUUCCUGGACCUCAUGCUGGUGAGGGAGCCGUCUCAGAGAGCCACCGCUCAGGAACUCCUCCAGCACCCCUUCCUUAAGCUGUCUGGACCUCCUUCCUGCAUCGUCCCCCUCAUGAGACACUAUCGCCACCGCUGACCUGCUGGCCCCUGAGCUGCCCUCCUUUACACUAAAAAUAAAACACUCGCAUACACACAACCAGGGUGGCAGUGCCCUCACCCAGCCAAAUCACCCCACCACUUGGUGGCAAGACACUAACACUCACAUCUGUAACCGUGACGUAGAUUAGCAAGAGGAAUAUCUAAAAAACAUUUCAAGAACACAGAACAGAGAAAAGAAGAAAAAAAAGUCUACCAUUUUAAAUCUUUGGAACGAGAAAUAUGGACUGUGAGAAACUAACCGGACGUCCUGCUGCAGUCCUUUUUUCUCCAGCUCAGUGUAGACUUACAGCAGCCAUCAGCUGGAGCUUUGAGGGUGGUGCAAGCUGCUGAUGAGGUGGAGGGACCCUGGAGCCCAGCACUGUGCUCCAGACCAGAGCAGCCGAUUGCAGAACAAUCAGCAGAGUGGCUUUACUUUCGACCGGUACUGACUGUUGUGUGGUCUGUUGUGCUGCUCCGCUGGUCGAACGGAGACGAGCUCUCUCUCUUUCUCUUCUCACACACUAACAGUGAAAAUGUAUUUUAGAGAAACUUGUAAGUUUUUCUGUACAGUUUUGAUAAUUUGCAGUAUUUUAUCGUGUCGUAACCAUUGUGAUAUGAGCAGUAUUAAAUAGAGUUUCUGCAGAGAUCUUUCCUACUGUUUAUAAUCCAGUUUUUGCUUAAAGAUAUAAGAGAUAUCCCAAAUAAACCCACUUAAACCUAACUGUUACUGAAAAUACUAAAUAUAUUUAUUAUCUUACAUUUGUAGACAGAACUUCCAUUAAAUGUUGGAAAAAAGGGUAAAGUCAGCAUUUUGUAUGACGUUUUAAAGUAUUUAUUUAUUUAUUGGAAUUGAAGGUUUAUUUUUUUGGUAGUGUGGCCUUUGUUUUGUUUUAUUUUGUUCUGUUUUUGUUGGGAUUUGUUUUACAUUUCUUAAAGCGCAUUGGCAGACAGUUGUUCUAUCAUUCAAGCAAUACCCCAACCCUCUUUAUGAAGCCCUGUAUUUAUGAUACUGUAAUUACACCAUGCAUUUAAAUGUAGCACAGACUGAGUGAGCAGGCCUGUUUUCUUUUAUAUUACAAGUCUUGUUUCUAAAGUGACGCCAGCCUGUCGCCGAGAUGUCAGGCCGCUGAUAAAAGGUCUCGUUUUCUACUCACAUCCUCACUGUCAUCAUCUCACUCCUUAUCCCGCCUCAGUCAGACACAGACACUCGCUAUCACUGGAGCUGUGCUGCCAUCCUCAUCUGUGGUCGCACCGGGAGAGAACAGUGUAAUCCUCCUCCCCGCAUCGUUUUUAACCAUCAUUCACUGUGAUAUGUAAAUAUGACUGUGCGUACGUGAACGUGUGUGUGUGUUUGUUUGUACGUCGAUGAGCAAAAGAUGUAGAGCGUGUUUAUCUCUGUACAACAUCUGAAAGUGUGCGUGCGUGUUUGUGUGUGUGCAGGCUAAUCCUUGACACUGUCAGGACCUGAAUGAGUAACACUUAUCUGUGGUGUUGGCUUGUACAGUGAUAUUGCAUGUUUGUUAUCAGUGAAGCUGGUUUCAAUUAAAAAACGCCCAUAAAAACAUUGAAAUGUGUUGCAUGGAUUUUUCCUUCAUCACCUUCUAUAAUCUCUUCUUCUCUUCUUUUUCCCUUCUCUUCAUUUUUCUUCCUCUCUCUGUGUCUCAUAUCAAGCAGAUAUUCUUUUAAAACAGCACACUGUCAGAUUAUUUCAGGGACUUCCUUUCAGCCAUCUGCAGUUUAUUUUUGUUAAUAUUAUUUCCUCUUUGUUGUUUGGGUCCUCCAUAUUCUCUAAAUUCAACAGUUCCCAUUUCCAACUAUUUCACCCUAACUUCACCACAGAUCAGAGGAGCAGAAAGACACAUCCCCAGGAGAGGCGUUGCAGUAAUAUACGAGGUUAUUUCUCUUUCUUUCCUCUAAGCUAUUUCCCUCUGAAGCACUAUAAUGGGAUAUUGAUUUAGCUUGGACAGAGAAUGGAGCUUCUUUCUCGGAGAAAGAUACUUCUGCCAACAGCCCAGUAAAUAAAAGCACCAGUAUGGAGGCCAGCGAGGCCACGGGGCAUCAAUGAGGAUCAAACUCAAGACUGUGGAGUCACUGAGUUAUCAUUAAGGUGAAUAAUAUAUAAAUCCACAGAGUACACUCAACUACUGACAACAGGCCAUUACAUCAAGUUACAGUUAACCAAACAGUCAUUUGAUUUUAUGUGUUGCUGGUCCUCAAAUCAUAUUGGUUGCCAUGUUUUUUUUAAAGGAAUGUAUCUUUUACAAUUUCACAGCUAACCUUUAAACAGCCCAAUAAUAAAUGCACAACUCUAACUGAUAUGAAUGAUUAUAUCCAGGGCCACAACUAUCAUUGAGGACAAUGAGUUCAUUUUAGUUGAA
Messenger RNA from Cheilinus undulatus (humphead wrasse), 4730 nucleotides. RefSeq names its product p21 protein (Cdc42/Rac)-activated kinase 5 (gene pak5). Gene Ontology annotation, molecular function: protein serine/threonine kinase activity; ATP binding. Gene Ontology annotation, cellular component: cytoplasm. The record is from RefSeq and is a predicted model, not a curated record. The transcript is spliced from 12 exons. Bases 2 to 2350 code for a protein of 782 amino acids. Lineage: Eukaryota; Metazoa; Chordata; Actinopteri; Labriformes; Labridae. Gene Ontology annotation, biological process: regulation of MAPK cascade; intracellular signal transduction; protein phosphorylation.